Messenger RNA from Biomphalaria glabrata, 2885 nucleotides. RefSeq names its product zinc finger protein 271-like. The record is from RefSeq and is a predicted model, not a curated record. The transcript has 6 exons. NCBI's taxonomy places the organism in Eukaryota, Metazoa, Mollusca, Gastropoda, Planorbidae. Gene Ontology annotation, biological process: regulation of immune system process; negative regulation of transcription by RNA polymerase II; regulation of cytokine production. Bases 373 to 2511 code for a protein of 712 amino acids.
CAUAACAAAUUUGUGUUGUUUAAAUUACACUUAUGAAGGUAAUUCUGCAUGAAUGAUGACUUGACGUCUAUUUAAAUGUGAUGUUACGAUCUAGAAUGGAUGGCUGCUUGGUCGUGCGGUUUGCGCGCUGGACUGUCGUUCGGAUUUAUCGACGGUCGAGGGUUCAAACCCUGUCCGCUCCCAUCCCCCGUCGUCCUGCGGGAGGUUUGGACUAGUCACUAGGAAGUAAACUAUCUUCAACUCUGAAGGAACAUCCGAAAUAUCGUUUUGACCCACCAUCGGUUAACAUGGAACAAGAGAGAAGAGAGCUUGUUGCUGGCUAAGCUGGACAAUUAGAUUAAUAAGCAGAGGUUGAGAUCCACUAAAAGUACCAUGAUGGCUGAUACAAGUCGUGACGCUACUCUUGCUCUGAGCUAUACAUUAAAACAAAUGAAAGAUGAAAUGGAUGAAAAAGAUUUGUUUGCACAACAAUGUGAAGAACAAUACUUUAAGGUGUCAAACCUAGAAAUUGAUAAGAUUGAAGAAGAACAAUCAGCCCUGUGUAGACAGCAAUCAGAAAGCAGUUCCUGUGCUCAAACUUCAGAUUCAAACUCCGGACAUCAGGGAAUUACUGUAAAGCAAGAGAUGGAAAUGAAUGAUUGUACAGAUAGUAAUGAACCAUGGACCCUUGCUUGUAAACUACUGGAAGUGUCAACGAAAGCAGACAACGAACUUUACCCUGUACCUAUCAUAAUGCCUGGACACACCACUGUCACCAAAGUGUCUGAGAGUCAGCAGAUACAGGAAAUGAUAUCAAAAAGAGAAAUGGAUUCGGAAAGUUGUUCAUUCAUGACUAUCAAAAAGGAGGACACGAAACAAAACCAUCCUAACGAGGCUACUUUAGACAAAGAAAUGCAGCUUUCUUCUUGCCAUCAAAUAGAAAAUCACCAGUGUGAAAUAUGUCUAAAAGAACACUUUGACGCCUCAUGUUGUAAACAACACCAGCAAAUUCAUACUGGUGAAAAACAUUUCCAAUGUCCAACAUGUCUAAAAACAUUUUCUCAGUCACAAUAUUUAAAAAAGCACCAGAGAAUACAUAGUGGUGUAAAACCCUUCAAAUGUCAGAUAUGUCUAAAAGAAUUUUCUCAGUCUUAUAAUUUAAAAGAACACCAGAGAAUUCAUACUGGUGAAAAACCUUUUAAAUGUCAAAUAUGUCUUAAAACUUUUUCUCAGUCACGGUUUUUAAAAAAGCACCAACUAAUUCAUACUGGUGAAAAACCUUUCAAAUGUCUAAUAUGUCUAAAAGAAUUUUCUGAGUCAUAUAAUUUAAAACGACACCAGAGAAUUCAUACUGGUGAAAAACCUUUUAAAUGCCAAAUAUGUCUUAAAAGUUUUUCUCAGUCACGGUUUUUAAAAAAGCACCAACUAAUUCAUACUGGUGAAAAACCCUUCAAAUGUCAAAUAUGUCCAAAAGAAUUUUCUGAGUCUUAUAAUUUAAAAAAGCACCAUCGUGUACAUACUGGUGAAAAACCUUUCAAAUGUCAAAUAUGUUUAAAAGAAUUUUCUAAGUCUCAAAAUUUAAAAGCACAUCUGCGAAUUCAUACUGGCGAAAAACCUUUUAAAUGUCAAGUAUGUCUAAAAGAAUUUUCUAAGUCUCAAAAUUUAAAAGAACACCAGAGAAUUCAUACUGGUGAAAAAUCUUUAAAAUGUCAAAUAUGUCUUAAAAUAUUUUCCCACUCUCAAGUUUUAAAAAAGCACCUGCUAAUUCAUACUGGUAGAGAAUUUUUUCAGCCUCAUAAUUUAAAAGAACACCUGUUAAUUCAUACCAGUGAAAAACCUUUCAAAUGUGAAAUAUGCCUAAAACAAUUUUCUCAGCAUCAUAAUUUAGAAAAGCACCAGCAAAAUCAUACUAAUGAAAUAAAUUUAAAAUGUCAAACAUGUCUAAAAGAAUUUUCUCAGCCUUCUGCUUUAAAAAAACACCAGCGAAUUCAUACUGGUGAAAAACCUUUUAAAUGUCAAACAUGUCUAAAAGAAUUUUCUCAGGCUUAUAAUUUAAAAGAACAUCAGCGUGUUCAUACUGGUGUAAAACCUUUCAAAUGUCAAUUAUGUCUAAAAGAAUUUUCUCAGGCUUAUAAUUUAAAAGAACAUCAGCGUGUUCAUACUGGUGUAAAACCUUUCAAAUGUCAAGUAUGUCUAAAAGAAUUUUUUCAGUCUCAAAAUUUAAAAAAGCACCAGCUGAUUCAUACGAGUGAAAAAACUUUCAAAUGUCAGAUAUGCCAAAUAGAACUUUCUCAGUCUUAUAAUUUAAAAAAGCACCAGCGAGUUCAUACUGGUGAAAAACCUUUCAAAUGUCACGUAUGUCUAAAAGAAUUUUCUCAGGCUGGUAAUUUAAAAGCGCACCAGCGAAUUCACACUGGGGAAAAACCUUUCAAAUGUCACAUAUGUCUAAAAGAAUUUUCUAAGUCUCAAAAUUUUAAAAAGCACCAGCGAAUUCAUACUGUUGAGAAAUCCUUGUCAAGUCCAAUCAAUUGAAUAGAUCUUCUGGUUCUGAUUGAAUUAAUCAUUUAUUGAUUGAAGCUGUUGAAUAUCUUUAAAAAAUUACUGGUGAUGCAGUAUGUCAGAAGUGAAUUUUCUAGAUGUUUAGUUUUUAAAAAGCUGUCAACAGUCAUCAAGAUAAAGAAAAUAGAAGUGCCAGUAUGUAUUGUGGCUCUUCAGAGAUGAUUUCAAUGCAGACAUCACAGUGUAGGAGUCAAUUUGUCAAGCAGGGAUGUUUGACAUUUGCAAGUAAAUCUUUUCCAACUGGAGUUGUGGUGUAGCAUGGUUUCAUCAGGACCCACAAAAAAGCCUUUUGUAACAAAAUAGAAAAAAAAGGUGUUGACUUUAAAAAUAAAUAUCUAUAAAACAUU